CCAACAUCAACCCAUCAGGCCAUUUCUGUAAACUCAGAAGGUUGUCCAGGAGUCAGCAGUACCUUAGGGGUGGAUCGUUUCUUUACAAAAAUAGGCAUAAAGUUGAGUAGACAAGUAACAACACUGCCCUGCUCACUUUUCUUUGAAACUGAUAAACAUUCCUUCCCCCUCCCCCAAAUUGCCACAUCCCAACCCACCAUAAUUUCGUGUCAUUACACCUGACUGACAAGGACAGACACUUCACUCAUUGGAGUGGAUGGAGGGAUCAUUUCUUUGUUCUUUUUUUGCUUGCCUAGUAUCCCCCUCUCCCCACUAUGCCCAAUUUCUCUCCCUCCCUCCCCUUUGUUUCUUUGGAUCAAGUUCUCCCUGUGGUGCCUGAAGGUUCAGGAAGACCCCUUCCCACUGGAGUCUGGUGAGGAUAGGCCUGAAUCAGAACUCUGGCAGCUUCCUCAGCUCUUGUCCUUGACUGUGCUGUCAUCAGAGCAGAAAUUGUCCCCCUGGUGCUGCCCUUUUCCUUUUUCCUCCAGUCAGCCAAGUCUUCCCUCAUCCCUCUGGAUCUCUCCUCUUUACCAUAUCUAAGGACAUUUCAGUGAGCAUUUAGUCAGGGUCUCCUCUGUGCUAGGCUCUGUUCAGUACAUUGGAGGAUAAAGAGGAAAGGGUAUGCAAUGUAGGUACUCUGAGUGGGAAGGCUGAAACUCUUAGAGAACAGGAAAAUCAUUUUGUUGAGCAGGUGAGAUUUUUUCUGAGCCUGGAAUGCCAGAGACCAAGGUGAGAGAAGAGAAUUUUAGAUGGAGAGAUUUGGUCAAUACCAGCCAGGGGCCAGUGUGCCUGGGUAAGAGGGAGAGGAUAGGAGGAAGGUGUAAGACUGGAGAGGGUGUAGGUGUACCUACUAUGUGCCAGGCACCUGUGCAUUUUCUCUCAUUUGAUCCAGUCCUAAGAAUUGUCAUGGCCCCAAGAAGGCAGCAUGGGUGUUAGCCAGGCAGGCGGGCUGCCAUUUUUGUAUCCACUCCAAGGGCACCAUAGACUAAGAGUAGGGGAUUGUUAUAUGUAAACCUUAAAAUUUCUCACAUAUAGUAAAAUUAGGACUCUGGUCCUUAUCAUUUAAUAAAGUUUAUUAGAAUUACUUGGCUAGGUAACAAACAAGAAAUAGUUAUAAAGAGUAAAAUAGCCCGAUCCGGCUCCCAUGUGGGUGCUGUAAAGGUUAAAAUUGUUGUUGAGACUGAAUGUAAUAAUUAUAUUUGGUCGCUAAGGAUUUCAUUUAUAAAAUCCUAAUGAAACAACCAAACUCAAAUUUUUAUGGUGAUUUAAUUGAUAUAGUGGAGGAGAUUAAGAAGAAGGAAAAAGGAAGGAGCUAGUAUUGGGCAGGGAGAUUAGAAGAUCUAGAAAGUAAGGGUUUGAGUGGGAAGGAGGAAAGAAUCAGCCUGACCUCCAAAGGGGCUCAGCUAAGAUGCCUGAACCUGAAUCAACUCAAGGGCAAAACUCACUAUCAACACUCCAAGAUGUCGAAAUGCCUAGCACACUCUCAGCCAGAGUUGCCUCUCCACGGAAAGAGGAAGAUAGAGGAAGUGACAUGCCUUAGAUAGACAGUUUUUCAUUACUUUCCUGCGUCUUAUUUGUACCAAUGAUGGCUUAGCUUGACUUAGGACAGCCCAGGGGUCUGUCUGCUUUUUCUGCACAUGUCUGUUGAAGACCAUGUCCUCAGAUAAUUAAAUCUUUGAGUUUGGUACAGACCUUUUUAAUCUUGUUAAACUAAGGAGGGUGAGAAAUGUAGAGUUUCCAAGACCUGAUUCUGUUAUUCCAAGUAUCUCCAUUAUUACUGAUCAGGAAAUAGCUAAAUCAGAUCUUGUAAAGUACAGUCUGAUUAGGGUGGAAUAGUUUUAAAAUUCACAGUGCUUUGAGGGUGAUCUCCAGCAGCAGCUUCCUUGGCCAGACACCAGAGGCCGAGGGCAAACACGUCCUUCUUCACCCCUCUUGUCCUCUCUUUUUACAUCCCCUUUCAAAUUCAGUCCUGUCCAGGUCAGCAGGACAACAUCCUGUGAGCUUGGCUCUAGGAGAGGGGGUAAAUUCCCUUCACAGGAUGUGCAGCAGCCACUUCGUUUCUGUAAUCGCACUGUGUGCACAUCACCGUGGGUUUUUCUCUCCUCCUCAAGUACCUCAACCAGGGACAGUCAAAGCAAUUUUGGUUAUGACUAAAUAGGGCCUUAAGCUACAAGAGGUACAAAAUCUCCCCCUGCCCUUUUUCUCUGAAAAUUAGGACCUUCAUGUUUCAAAGCUCAUUUCCAUUUGUAACAGACUCCCCAAAAUAGUGUUCUCUUUGUGACUCCAUGUGAGGUUUUUAUUUGCAAGGAUGUCAGAAUGGAUGGCCCUUUCUUUCUUUCUCUGGUUGAUUUUACAGAAGAAGAACUUAGGCCAGAAAGAUUAAGUGACUUUCCUAGGGUCAUUCAGCUAAAUAAGUCAGUGUGUGAGGGAACUCAGGAAGUGUAAAAGAAAGAACUGGCACUUCUAGGACUGACUGAUCCCCACAAUCCUUAGAAAGGCAGAGUAGAAAAGAGUAAAGAUAUUUAAACAAGUUAUUUGUGGAGUUGUAGUGAUGACUGUCAUUGCUUGUUUCUGGGUCUACAACAUACUGUACAGCAGAAAGACCCACAUGGUUGUUGACUCUAUUGACUACAUAGGCAAUGCGACCAUGUUUAUAUUACAGUUGCCUUUUCAAACAGACCCAAUACUCUGGCAGGUCCUGGCCCAAGUGUAUGUGUUCUUAAUGGCAGCCCUUCAGACUCUGACCCAAGUAAAGAAGAUAUUUAGAUUUGUGAUUCCCCUAAAGACAGAAAAGACACUGGCUAUUGAUAACAACCUGGAAAGCAUGAUUAAGACCUUGUUUGAGGAAUUGAUUAAGGAAAAAGGGCUAGAUCAGGUUAUGAGCAAGGACAAUGGAUAGGCAGACAGUGCAUCUGAAGAAAAGACAGCUAAAGUCAAUGAUAAGGGAAAUGAAGGUGACAAGAACACUGUGUCUGCUAGUGAACUAGAAAAAAUCUGUCCAUUAAAAGAGGUCACCCAGCUAUCCACUACUGUUGUUGUGCUACAGUCCAAAGUCCAUAGACAAUUCACCUCAUAGGAACUUGAAUCUCUAAAAAGACAUUUCCCCAAAUACAUAGAACAAUUAUUCAGAUCUCAAAAGGAACUGAAACGUGAUUUUAGGAUUUUUGAUCCUGAUUUUAAGGAUGUAGAGUUCCUGCUAUCCGAACUGUCCAGCCCCCAUGAACAAAGACAAUUCCUAGAAAAGACAACAUCUGAUAAUCUGAUAGUAGCCUUGCUAGUUGGCCCACUGUGGAGCAAAGGGAAGAUCUGGACUUUGCAAAGCCUACCAGCAUAUCCUACCUGAGGAAAUGCAGGGAAGAUUUACUACAGGUGAUAAAACAAUGCUGCUCAAAACCAGUUGCUUGGGCUAGGCUUGAUAAAAUUGUAUAGAACAAAGGGGAACAUCCUGCCACAUAUAUUGACUGUUUAACAGAGAUGGCAGAAUCAAUCUUAGGUCUAGAAACAAAUAGUGAAGAAUCUUCAAGCCAUGUCUGUAGGCAAUUUUUGAGGGGUUGCACACCUAAUUUAAAACAUUUCUUCAAGCACUAUUUCCCUAAGUAUGACUCGGUUAGCCUGAUAGAAUUGCAUGACACACCAAGUUACGUGUUUGAUAAUCAGUCAGAACAAAACAAACAAGUCCAAGAUCUAAAAGACAAAUUAGAAAUGACAGAGAAAAAUCUGAAAGAAAAGGAGAUGGAAGAGAUCAAGGGACUCAACACGAUUAAGACUUUCACAAAAUCUAGUUACACAAGACCUAGUUACAAAGCAAAGCCAGUGCAGAAUGAGACUAGGGAAUGUUUCUUUUGCCACAAGAAAGGCCACUUGAUUAAAAAUUGUUUUUGAAAGAAGAAAUAUGAAGUCAAUAACAGCAAGAACACACAAAAUUCACAAACUAAGUACAAAAAGUCCACUUGUUGUUCUCAUUUCAUGUUAAAAUCCUCAAAGCAAGCAAAUGAUUUGCAUGAGAUGCAAAAAGCCAUAAACUCUGUAGCCAAAGCUAAGUACUCAGAUAUGGUUGGGAAAGAAUUAUGAAGCCAGGCCUGUAAGAUAUGUAGUGUGACAAAUGGAGAUAGAAGAGAUGGGGGGAAAGAGGCUGCUAGAAAUAGUAGACAAAAGAAGAGAAAAAAUGAAAAUUCAGUGUAAGAAAGUGCUUUUGUGAGUGAUAGCCAUUGCAGUAAAUCAAGAAAAAGGCAGAGAGAGAUUAAAGAAAUUGAUGUUGAAAUAAAGGAAAUAACAUCUCAAAUAGUAACUGAGAUAAGAGACUUUGCAAAGAGCUGCACAGUAACCACACAGGAAAAAAGUUUAAAUGAAAUAAAAUCUUUAUUAGAAAACUUUUUCCUGUGUAGAGUGCACAAUGGGAUUGAAUUGUGCAAAAGAGAAAGAAAGAAAAAGCCACAAGAACUCAAGCAGAAGUUUGUGACAGCUACAGAGACAUAUGAUUUCAGUUUCGUAAAGGCUAUUGUUGCUAAAGAAUAAAAUACUUUCAAAUCAUUCACAAAAUUGCAGGAAAUCCCACCAAAUUUGAUUGAUUCGUACAAUAGAUUUAUGGCACAUGUACCCUUAGAAAAGAUAUCUAAUGUGAAUCCAGAAGCUGACACCUUCCAUCCUGCAGUGAGUGAUUUAGAUAAGACAAUUAAGUGAAAAUGGAGCUGAAAUUACUUUUGAAAACAAAAACCCUAUUCAAAGUAAUGGAGGUGACAUAAUCUUUAAAUUUGAAAGGGGGAUGGAAUGGUAGUCUUAGUAACUGCCAGGGAUUCAAAAGGCAUUCUUGAAGCCGACAUUCUAAGUGGCAGAGGGGAAUCUGGCCUAAGCAACAGCUAUGAUUUAGAUUCAUGUUCCAAUGUAGUAGAGAAUACAACCUCAAAUGUAGAUUUCAUAAGAAAUGAAUUAAAUCUAAAAGAAUUAACUGAUCAAAAAAUACAACUGGUAGUGGGUAGCAAAGGAAUGAACAAUGACUCAGUGGCUAUUAUAAACCCCUUAGCUACUAUUGGGGACAGAAUGAAGGCAUACAUCCUACUGAUGAUGCAGGGGGAAAUGCAGAUGUACUAAACUUAUUCCCAGAACAAAAUAAUAACAUAGGGGGAAAGAUUCAUAUCUCUACACAGUCAAUACAGAGUGAAGAUGAACAUAAACCUCAGACUGGUGAUAGCAUAAUUUCUAUGAAUAUUACUAACAGUAUAGAAAACCUGCAAGAAGAAGCUAACCCCAUACCAUCAAGUUUACCAAUUCAAAAUGAUAAUCUAAAGCUUAGUAGUGAGAAACAAACAGAAAUUGAUUUGAGUAACACAGAAGCUGGUUACAUAGGCUUAGAUCAAAAUGCAAAGCUGGAGUUACCAACAUCUGACAAAAGUUUACAUGGCAUUGAGAAAAAUCCAAAGAACAUAAUGAUUGGAUUCAGUGACUCAGAUUCAGAUACUGAAUCAGAAGGAAUACCAGAAGGAAUUGGUGACCUUCAAGGAUGUGGCUGUGGACUUCACCCGGGAGGAAUGGAGCCUCUUAGAUGAUCCUCAGAAGUUGUUGUACAAGGAGGUCAUGCUGGAGAAUGCCCACAACCUGCUCUCCGUCGGGCUUCCAGUUCCCAGAGAAGAUUGGAUGUCUUCUUUUGAGCAGGGAGAAGCACCAUGGAUGCUGGCAGAAGAAGGCCCAGGAGAGGACAGACCUGAAAUGAAAAAGGCUUCUACAAAGAUAGCUCUUUCUGUGGAAGGACUUCAGACUGUAGAGAAAGUACAUGAGUAUCCUGACUGUGGUAAAACUUUUAGUGAGAAUUCAUCCACACCGAGGAACCAUACGGGAGAAAAACAUUAUAAAAAUAAUGAGUAUGAAAAGUCUUUCCUGCAGAAUGGCAAUCUUUCUCAUCUUCAGAGAAUCCACAGUAAGGAGAAAACUUAUCAGGGUAGAAAAGAAUUCACACUGAGGUCCAAUCUUACUAGACAUCAGAGAACCCACUCGGGAGAAAAAUCUUAUGAAUGUAAUCAAUGUGGAAAAGCAUUCAAAUACAGCUUCAAUCUUAUUAUACAUCAGAGAAUCCACACUGGGGAGAAACCAUAUGAAUGUAAUCAUUGUGGGAAGGCAUUCAAAGAGAGCUCCAGUCUUGCUAAACAUCAGAAAAUCCACACUGGGGAGAAACCUUAUAAAUGUAAUCAGUGUGGAAAGGCAUUCACAGAUAGUUCCAGUCUUGCUAAACAUCAGAGAAUCCACACUGGGGAGAGACCUUAUGAAUGUAAUCAAUGUGGAAAGACAUUCAGAAUCAGCUCCAAACGUACUAUACAUCAGAGAAUCCACACUGGGGAGAGACCUUAUAAAUGUAAUCAAUGUGGAAAGGCAUUUACAGUGAGCUCUGGUCUUGCUAAGCAUCAGAGAAUCCACACUGGGGAAAAACCUUAUAUAUGUAAUCAGUGUGGAAAGGCAUUCACACAGAGGUCCAAUCUUGCUAACCAUCAGAAAAUCCACUCUGGGGAGAAACCUUAUGUUUGUAAUCAAUGUGGAAAGGCAUUCACAUACAGCUAUGGUCUUAUUACACAUCAGAGAAUCCACACUGGAGAAAAACCUUAUCAAUGUAAUCAAUGUGGGAAGAAAUUCACAGGAAGCUCCUAUGUUGCACAACAUCAGAGAAUUCACACUGGGGAGAAAUCUUAUGAAUGUGAUCAAUGUGGAAAGGCAUAUGUAAAUAGCUCCAGGCUUGCUAAACAUCAGAGAAUUCACACAGAGGAAAAACCUUUUAAAUGUAAUCAAUGUGGAAAGGCAUUCAGAUACAGCUUCAAUUUUAUUAUACAUCAGAGAAUCCACACUGGGGAGAAACCUUAUGAAUGUAAUCAGUGUGGAAAGGCAUUCACGGGUAGUACCAGUCUUGCUAAACAUCAGAGAAUCCACACUGGGGAGAAAUCUUAUGAAUGUAAUCAAUGUGGAAAGACAUUCACAGGAAGCUCCAAUCUUGCUCAACAUCAGAGCAUCCACUCUGGGGAGAAACUUUAUGAAUGUAAUCAGUGUAAAAAGACAUUUGCAUACAAAUCCAGUCUUGUAAGACAUCAGAGAAUCCACUCUGGGGAGAAACCUUAAUGAAGGUAAUCAAUAUGGAAAGACAUUCCCAUGAAGCUCCACUCUUGCACAAUAUCAGGAAAUCCACUCUGAAGGGGAACCUUAUGAAUGUAAUCAGUUUGGAAAGACAUUCACAUACAGAUCCAGUCUUGUUCCACAUCAGAGAUUCCACACUGGGGAGAAAUCUCGUGAAUGUAAUUAAUGUGGUGAAACAUUCCUACAGAAGUCUGUCCUUAUUUUCCCAUUGGAGAAUUCUUACUACCUAUAAAUCUUAGUACUCUUAUAAAUGAGGAAAGCCACUGAAAUGAAAAACAGAGCUUCUAAGUAGAUGACUGUCUCUGGAAAAUACAGGUCACCCAUGAAAGCUUAAAUUUUGUUUCUCAAUGUGAGUGAAUAUUGAAAUGAGAGAGUGAUUUGUACCCAGCCAUCAGGUAGUAACAUAGCAAAAAGAGGCAAUCGAGUUGCUUGUAAAUUGGUGGCAGAAUAAAGUGCAAAAAAAAGUUAUCUUUA
Messenger RNA from Monodelphis domestica (gray short-tailed opossum), 7623 nucleotides. The record is from RefSeq and is a predicted model, not a curated record. NCBI's taxonomy places the organism in Eukaryota, Metazoa, Chordata, Mammalia, Didelphimorphia, Didelphidae.